ACGCACCACCGCCCACACCACACCACCCACCCACCCACCAAAAAGCCAAACCCAACCAUGGCAUCCAGCACGCCCUCCCAGCCCCCCCGCUCAGAAGCAUACACGACGCCCGCGAACCCCGUCACGCAAACACCCUCGGAAGCCCGCACCGCCGCCGCGCACACUUCCCCCAGCGACAGCGACCCCACGCUCGCGCACCGCACCGCCUCGCAAGACACGCCCUCCUCCGCGGCCGUGCCCAGCGCCCUCGGCCGCGGCAUCCACGGCGCGGGCCCGGGCGAAGAAGCGCGCGGCAAGACGGAGGAAGACGUCGGACGGCACAGGGAGCUGGACGCGCAGCAGAUGGCUGCGCCCGGCGAAGGGGAGGUGUGGGACGCUGUUGAGGGGCAGGGGAAGGGCGCGGGGGCGAGUGGCAUGGAGCGGGAUUUGGCGGCGGAUUUGGACCGGAAGAAGGCCGAGCAGGCGCCUGCUAGAGAGGCCAUCAAGGCCGAGCGCGCCCACGAUGUCGAUGUCGCUGGCGUGUUGGGCCAGCGCGGCGGGCCGGCGAACCCGGUUGGCAAGGACGGGUACCCGAACACGGGGUCUGGCUAGGCUAGAGGGCACGAGAGGGAGGAGAGACUGCGUGUGCCUUACCUGAGGCAUUUGGCUGGGGUUGAUGGACAUGGACAUGGACACGGAUAAGGGUAGGGUUAAAUUCUAGGGACACUGGAUGGCUUGCAUGAAUCAUGACUAUUCCUUGCGGCUGGAUGAGCGUCCGCGGAGGAUUCGCGUCGUCUCUGUCUGCCCUUCUUGGGGUUGCUUCUGUCUUUUGUGCCUCGUGUCCCUCUUCUAUACUGCAGUUGCCUACUGCGGGACCAUGGCUCUCUGGCUUGGUGAUCCUGGAG
Messenger RNA from Aplosporella prunicola CBS 121167, 884 nucleotides. RefSeq lists its product as uncharacterized. The transcript has 2 exons. The record is from RefSeq and is a predicted model, not a curated record. Bases 58 to 591 code for a protein of 177 amino acids. Lineage: Eukaryota; Fungi; Ascomycota; Dothideomycetes; Botryosphaeriales; Aplosporellaceae.